AUGUUUACGGUUUCCAUUGACCUUGGUCUCACCAUUAGGUGCCUCCAUUCGCACGACUUCGACCAGAGGAGGACCUUUGCAGUCACAUAUGCACCCCCUACCCCCGUUGAGGAUACCGAGACAACAGAGGACAUCUGCAUCAACAAGCUUCGGAAGCACGUGAAUCAACUCGGGGAUGGUGUUUUCGGCAUCCGUUUCUCAGAGCCUGAUGGACCCUUCACCUUGUUGACAGAGCGAAAACAUGAUCGCACAUACGCUGUCAACAACUAUUCUCUGUCUGCUUUGAAGCUCAAUUUCCCGGUCAAGACCAUCUGCUUGUCAAAUCUGACGGAGCUGGACCGCUUGGGCCACCAAGUCGACUUGGUGUCUUACCAGAAAUCACCAAGUAUUACGGGCAUCGCCCCCCAACUACUGUCCGUGGUGGAUGACCUGAACUACCGGUAUGGAAUGAUGCACCAAGACAUUGCGGCACGAAAUCUGGUGAUUGAUGAACACGACAAUCUCCGCAUCUUCGAUUUCGACCAUUCCAUCAUGAUCGGGGAGCAUUACACGCCAGACCGUGAUGACAUCAAGAGUGUCAUCUUCACGCUUUACGAAAUCAUCACGUUAGAUGAGGGGUCCCGUGAGGUCCCGCAUGAAAAGCAGGACGCCGAGGCAGUGCUGGGUAUGAAGUGGGAGAAGCACCCCGAAGUCAAGCUAGAUGCCGACGUCGAGGAAUUUAGGAAUAUCCUGGACUUGUGGGUUAGGGAGAGGAAGGCGAAGGAAUUCUUCAAGCCCACAGAUACUUGGGUGCGCUGGCCUUGGAUGCCCGAGACGCCCACUGUGGCCUUACCAACUCUUGACCGAGACGGAAAGCUUACGGGGACCAAGAUGCAGGCCCUCGCGCCAUACUGA
Chaetomium globosum CBS 148.51 is the source of this 894-nucleotide messenger RNA. RefSeq lists its product as uncharacterized. Gene Ontology annotation, biological process: protein phosphorylation. Lineage: Eukaryota; Fungi; Ascomycota; Sordariomycetes; Sordariales; Chaetomiaceae. The transcript has 4 exons. Gene Ontology annotation, molecular function: protein kinase activity. The coding region runs from base 1 to 894 and encodes 297 amino acids. The record is from RefSeq and is a predicted model, not a curated record.